AUGAUUAUUUCAACGAAUGUUUUCAAGUGGAAAGCUUUGCCGCACGCAUUCUCAGACGUUCUUCUGACAUCAGCAAAUUACUACGCGCUUCCACAUCAAUGCAUGGAGAAGUUUUAUGUUUCUUUCCGCUAUGUUGUUAAUGCUAUGUCAGGUGAACAAAGAUUAAAUCUGAACAUAACGGUUAUACUUGGAAGCACUAUGGUUAAGGCGAUCCUUGUGGCUUUAACAGUUUAA
Clunio marinus is the source of this 234-nucleotide messenger RNA. Lineage: Eukaryota; Metazoa; Arthropoda; Insecta; Diptera; Chironomidae. The record is from the annotation of a GenBank genome assembly.